Messenger RNA from Antechinus flavipes (yellow-footed antechinus), 1625 nucleotides. RefSeq names its product keratin, type I cuticular Ha4-like. The record is from RefSeq and is a predicted model, not a curated record. NCBI's taxonomy places the organism in Eukaryota, Metazoa, Chordata, Mammalia, Dasyuromorphia, Dasyuridae. The transcript is spliced from 7 exons. Gene Ontology annotation, molecular function: structural molecule activity. Bases 1 to 1203 code for a protein of 400 amino acids.
AUGCCUUACACCUGCUGCCUUCCCAGCAUCAGCUGCCAUACCACCUGUGCUUCUAGGCCCUGUUUGCCUUCCAGUUGCCAUGGCUGUACCCUCCCUGGAGCUUGUGACAUCCCUUCCAAUGUGGGCAACUGUGGAUGGUUCUGUGAAGGUGCCUUCAAUGGCAAUGAGAAGGAGACCAUGCAGUUCCUCAAUGACCGCCUGGCCAACUACCUGGAGAAGGUGCGGCAGCUAGAGACCGAGAAUGCUGAGCUGGAGAGUAAGAUCCGGGAGUGGUGCCAGCAGCAGGUCCCCUAUGUCUGCCCAGACUACCAGAACUACUUCAGGAUCAUUGAGGAGCUCCAGCAGAAGAUCCUGUGCACUAAGUCUGAGAACACCAGGCUGGUGGUGUGUGUUGACAAUGCCAAGCUGGCCUGUGAUGACUUCCGAACCAAGUAUGAGACUGAGCUGUCCCUGCGCCAGCUGGUGGAAUCUGAUAUCAACAGUCUGCGCAGAAUCCUGGACAAUUUGACUCUGUGCAAGUCUGACCUGGAGGCCCAAGUGGAGUCCCUCAGAGAGGAGCUUGUUUGCCUAAAGAGUAACCAUGAGGAGGAGGUCAACUCCCUGCGUACCCAGCUUGGUGAUCGACUCAACGUGGAGGUGGAUGCUGCCCCAACUGUGGACUUGAACAGGAUCCUGAAUGAGACUCGGGCUGAGUAUGAGGCUGUGGUGGAGAAUAACCGCAGAGAUGUGGAGGAAUGGUUCACCACUCAGACAGAGGAACUGAACAAGCAGGUGGUGACUAGCUCUGAACAACUGCAGAACUGCCAGGCUGAGAUCAUUGAGCUGAGACGAACUGUCAAUGCUCUGGAGAUUGAGCUGCAGGCUCAGCACAACCUGAGAGACUCUUUGGAAAAUACACUGACUGAAUCCGAGGCCCGUUACAGCUCCCAGUUGUCCCAGCUACAGUGUAUGGUUUCCAAUGUGGAAUCCCAGCUGGCUGAAAUCCGUGGUGACCUGGAGCGACAGAACCAAGAGUACCAGGUUCUUCUGGAUAUUAGGUCUCGGCUAGAGUGUGAGAUCUCCACAUACCGUAACCUGCUGGAGUGUGAGGACUGCAAGCUGCCUUGCAACCCUUGUGCCACCACCAACGCCUGCGGUAACUCCUGUGGGGGCUGUGGCACCUCCUGUGGGGGCUGUGGCAGAUCUUGUUCCCGCACUUGUUGAAGUCCCAUCUUUCAGUCUCACCAUGUAAACCCAUGAUGGGAAAGAUCAUUUGAUCCUGACUUCUGACUUUGCUCAGUUCUCAAAGCCAUUAGCAAUAUUUUGGUUCUUUUCGCAUCAUCCUCACUUCUGUCAACUAUAUCACCAUUUUCAGGAUCUCCCACGUACUUCAGUGAGUUCCAGAGCCAACACCAAGAAUAGCAUCAUCAACUCCCAAUUGGUUGGAACGAUCCUUAAUGGAAAGCAUUGAAGCCUCUUAAUUUCUGAUGAUGCCCAACUCCCUAUAACUUCGUCAUGGGCUAUUACUUUGGGGUGUUUCCUGUACAGAUGGUGUUUCCACCUUCCUUGCAUCUUCAGCAUCUUCUGGAAUGCAAAGAGGCACCUUCAUUUACCUUCCAAUAAACUUUAUUUCUUUGCAUUAUAAA